AUGUUGUGUAAGCUGCUUGUGUGCCUUGCGCUGCUUCCCCAGGCUCUUAGCGCUCCCCUAAAGGACAGGGGAAGCAAGGCUCGGGUUAAAGUGCUUCUUAUCUCCUUCGACGGCUUCCGAUGGGACUACGACCAGGACGUGGACACCCCGAAUCUGGAUGCCAUGGCUAGAGAGGGGGUCAAGGCGAAAUACGCCACCCCGCCUUAUAUCACCAUCACCAGCCCAUCUCACUUCACACUGCUCACAGGGAAGUACAUUGAGAAUCAUGGAGUGAUCCACAACAUGUGGUUUAACACGACGACAGGAGAGAAAAAACCUUACUACCUCACACAGUUUGUCAAUGAAUGGUGGGACAAUGGCAGCUUGCCCAUCUGGGUAACAGCGCAAAGACAGGGUUUGAAGGCUGGAUCAGUCCACUUCCCUGGUACUGCUGCCACCUACCAAGGUGAGAAGGUUGGCAUGAGCGAGGUGGAGCCCCGGUUUUACAACUAUUCUAACGAGACAGUAUGGCGAGAGAAAAUUGACAUGGUGAUGGACUGGUUCACCCAACAGGAUCUUGAUUUUGUGACACUGUAUUUCGGAGAGCCCGACUUAUCUGGGCACAAACACGGGCCAGACUCCCAAAAGACACGGGACAUGGUGAGUCAGGUGGACCGCACUGUGGGCUACCUCCGGAGCCAAGCCCAGCAACAUGGGCUCGAGAACAGACUCAAUCUUAUCAUCACAGCAGAUCACGGCAUGAGCACCGUCCUCAGGAAGCCUGCAAUUAAAGAGAUCGUCCUGUCCCAGAUCUCUGGCUUCUCCUUCCAGGACAUCAAGUUCCAACUUAUUGACUAUGGUCCCACUGGAUUCCUCCUUCCAAAAGAAGGGCAGUUGGAGAAGGUCUACAAUGCUCUGAAGAAUGGACAUCCCAACCUGCAUGUUUACAAGAAGGAAGAAUUGCCCGCCAGAUUACAAUACACAAACAAUCCUCGGAUCCUUCCCAUUGUGAUGUUGGCGGAUCCAGGAUACGUCAUUAGUGGGUAUUUCCCAGUCCAAAAUAACAUGGGUGAGCAUGGGUUCGACAAUGAAGCCAUGGAUAUGAAAACCAUUUUUCGUGCAAUUGGCCCAGGCUUUAAGAAGAACCUAAUUGUGGAUCCUAUUGAGACGGUUGAGGUCUAUGCUCUGAUGUGCGAGCUGCUGAGAAUCAAGCCUGAACCCAAUGACGGCUCCAUUGAGCGCACCAGACACAUGCUGAACACACAAGGCAAUAAAGAGUCUGAAACCUAUUCCCUGGAGUCACAGGUCUUCAUUGGCCUUGUCAGUGUGGCUUGCUUUCUGUUUCUGAUAGGUGUGGUCUUCAUUGUUCAUACAGCACGACGCAGGAGAAAGGAGAGCAUGCGAGCCAAAGAACAAAUCCAUGAUGGAAGGGAAGCUAAGGAGGCAGCAACAAGUUUCUGA
Molecule: messenger RNA, 1440 nt
Organism: Polyodon spathula (Mississippi paddlefish)
Lineage: Eukaryota; Metazoa; Chordata; Actinopteri; Acipenseriformes; Polyodontidae
Product: ectonucleotide pyrophosphatase/phosphodiesterase family member 7-like
Exons: 6
Coding region: 1-1440 (479 amino acids)
Source: RefSeq, a predicted model, not a curated record